This is a messenger RNA of Tupaia belangeri chinensis (Chinese tree shrew), 466 nucleotides long. RefSeq names its product histone H2B type 1. Lineage: Eukaryota; Metazoa; Chordata; Mammalia; Scandentia; Tupaiidae. The coding region runs from base 32 to 412 and encodes 126 amino acids. Gene Ontology annotation, molecular function: DNA binding; protein heterodimerization activity; structural constituent of chromatin. The transcript has a single exon. The record is from RefSeq and is a predicted model, not a curated record. Gene Ontology annotation, cellular component: nucleosome.
UUCUCUUUCUCGGGAAAAACCUGAAGCGAAGAUGCCUGAGCCAGCGAAGUCGGCGCCGGCCCCGAAGAAGGGCUCCAAGAAGGCGGUGACCAAGGCGCAGAAGAAGGACGGCAAGAAGCGCAAGCGCAGCCGCAAGGAGAGCUACUCGGUGUACGUGUACAAGGUGCUGAAGCAGGUGCACCCCGACACGGGCAUCUCGUCCAAGGCCAUGGGCAUCAUGAACUCGUUCGUCAACGACAUCUUCGAGCGCAUCGCGGGCGAGGCGUCGCGCCUGGCGCACUACAACAAGCGCUCGACCAUCACGUCGCGGGAGAUCCAGACGGCCGUGCGCCUGCUGCUGCCCGGGGAGCUGGCCAAGCACGCCGUGUCCGAGGGCACCAAGGCCGUCACCAAGUACACCAGCUCCAAGUAAAUUAGGUGCUCCAACCGCGCCCCUGUAAACCCAAAGGCUCUUUUCAGAGCCACU